Molecule: messenger RNA, 5973 nt
Organism: Cydia strobilella
Lineage: Eukaryota; Metazoa; Arthropoda; Insecta; Lepidoptera; Tortricidae
Exons: 3
Coding region: 1216-5478 (1420 amino acids)
Biological process (GO): DNA integration
Molecular function (GO): nucleic acid binding
Source: RefSeq, a predicted model, not a curated record
AGCGAGUUGUGUGAAAUUGUACUUUAAUAAAAAUAAAUUUGCUAGAAAGUGAGUGUUGAAGCGGAUUAAGGCGUUAUAAAGGUAGCAAGAUGGAAGAAAUACUCGCUACAGCGUUGCGUUCCCGCCUAAAUAGAUUAAAGGAAACUGUUCAAGUUACCGUGGACUUAUUGAACAAGGUCGAAGCAGGAGUGGGAGUACAGCAGCAUGAUUUGAUUGCGAACGGGAUCGACCUUAAGAAUAAAUUGACGCAAUUCCAGGUACGAUUAGAUAGAUAUAUAACCAAUGCACCGGACCCACAGAAGGAAUUUUGUCGGGAGUGUGAUGAGCUGCAAGUUCAGGCAGAAGACGCAAUAACGAGAAUGGAAAUACUCAUGAAGAUUUAUUCUGAGAACAAUUCUCAAAACAAAACUAAAUUACCUAAACUGGACUUGAUGAUGUUUAAUGGGGAUAUAUUAAAAUGGAAUGCUUUUUGGGAUAGAUUUGUGGCCAAUGUUGAGAACAAAAAUAUAGCGGAUGUAGAAAAACUGUCAUAUUUAAUAGGGUCAUUGGAGGGACCAGCUCUCCAAGCCAUUGAAGGCUUGGAGACAACCAACCAAAACUAUGAAAUUGCUACUACAAUGCUUAAAAACAGAUUCGGCAAGAUGAACCAAGUCAUAGAUGCCCACAAUAAAGCGUUACAAAACCUGGAAAGGGCCCAGUCGACAUUGGAAUGCCGUAGAAUACUCAAUAGCAUAGAUACACAUCUGCGUGUACUAUCUUCUUACGGAGAAAAUAUUGAAGCAAGCCAUUUAAGAGUUAUAAUAUUGGAUAAAUUCCCAGAAAAUAUUUUAUACCAAGUCAAACUAAUAACAGCAGAAGAUGAGACGACGGAUAAUAUUAGGAAGGCGCUAGACAAGGUUAUUACCGCAAUGGAACGGGUCAACAUUCAAACACCACAAACAUUACAAACAUCAAGUGCUGCUUCAACGUCAGGAUCUACAUCAACAGCUGCUUCAACGUCAGGAUCUACAUCAACCCUACUUAAAGUUACAAGAGAGAGACCAGUAAAACGCAAAAGGCUGUCUGAUAAAACUAACACAUUUAAGCCAAAACGGCCGAAAAUUUCAUGCAUAUUCUGUAGCAAAGGAGGACAUUACAGUGAAGACUGUAAUGAAUAUAAAACAUACAAAGAGAGGAUGAGUAGACUGCAGCAAAGGUGCUUCAUAUGCUUCCGGAAUGGCCAUAGAGCCUCUAAAUGCUUCAGUAAAAAGAAGUGUCCUCAUUGUAAUAAAUUCCACAACAGAGCUUUGUGCCCGCAGAAAACUAAAAAAGACUGCAGUAACCCAGAUAGCGGGCCAGCACAACAAACACCUGACAUGUAGAUUACUCAUGGAUUGUGGAAGUAUGAGGUCAUAUAUCACAAACAGAUUAGCAAAAGACCUUGAAAUUAAAAAAGAUAAAGAAGUUGAUUUAAUCGUCUACACAUUUGGAUCCAAUAAACCUUAUACUAUUAAGAGUUCAUCAGCAGAGGUAACUGUUUUAACAAAGAGGCAAAUUGAGAAGAAAAUAAAAGUAAACAUUGUACCACACAUAACAGAUCAUGUCCCAGUUGUCAAGAUUGAUCAUCCCAAAAUAGAUAUAACUGCUGAUGAUGAGUCGGUCGGUCAAAGAGUAGACCUGUUGAUUGGUAAUGAUUUGUAUUUUUCGUUCCUCAGAAAGGAUUUGUUAAAAAUAAAAGAUGAUUUAUAUUUGAUUGAUUCAGAUUUUGGAUGGCUGACUGGAGGUUUCGAUAAAGCUUUCAAUAAUAACAAUGAAGACGUGCUGUCAGUUGUGACAUAUUGUAGUUGCCAUGAUGCUAACUGUCCAUACUUCUCCGAGCCAGAUCUUCCCCUCCGUAACAUAGAUAUAAAGUUUUUAUGGGCACUCGAGAGUAUUGGCAUCACAGAUUCACCAAAAACAACAAAGGAAGAAGAAGCAGUUCAUCACUUUAAUGAAAAUGUCAAAUACUGUGAAGGGAGAUACCAAGUUAAGUGGCCAUGGGUACAAUACCCACCGGAAUUGCCCACAAAUUACGGACUUGCUCUUGGACGGUUGAAAAGCUUAUUAAAACGAUCUGAUGAAGAAACUCUUGACAACUAUAAGGAGAUCCUAAAAGAACAGUUAGAAGCUAAUGUGAUUGAGAUAGUCCAGCCUUCACCUUUUCAUGAAAUUACACAUCCAAUUCAUUUUUUGCCUCACCAUAUUGUAAAACAAAAGGGGAAGAGAGGGCGCAUAGUAUAUGACGCCUCAUCAAAAAUUAAGAAUGAAAAGAGCCUUAACGAAUGUCUAUAUGGAGGCCCAUCUAUGUUGGAAGAUCUUACGGGACUAAUCUUUAAUUUCAGAACAGGUAAAAUAGGCAUAACAGCUGAUGUGGAAAGAGCUUUUCUCCAAGUGGGACUCCAAACAGAAGAUAGAGAUGUUACCAGAUUUCUUUGGGUUAAAGAUCCCUCAAAAGAAGUAACGGAUGACAAUAUUGUACAGUACCGCUUUUGUCGUGUCCCAUUUGGAAUUAUAUCCAGCCCUUUUCUAUUGACGGCAACCAUCAGACAUCAUAUUUCAAAGACAGAAAAUUCCCUAUUAUCAAAAAUAGCAGACAGAUGCUAUGUGGACAAUUUGGUAACGUCAGCUGAUUCCAACAAAGAAGCUCUACAACUGUACAAGGACACAAACCGCGUGUUCCAUGAACUAGGUAUGAAUAUUAGAGACUGGAUGUCUAAUGACAAAAGCUUUGUUGGAGAAAUUCCUUUAUCUCAGAGAGAAAAACGGACAGAUAAGAUGAAGAUUCUCGGCUUAUUAUGGGAUAUAAAGAAUGACACCCUACAACUUAAUAUAGAUCCAGAAGUUUUUAUCAAUGAGUCAAGAGGAAUCACCAAGAAAGGGGUGCUCAAGGUACUAGCACGCUUAUAUGAUCCCUGCGGUUUUGCCUCACCUCUAAUACUUCCUGGCAAGUUAAUAUUUCAGGAGCUCUGCAAAAGGAAACUGAAAUGGGAAGAUAUAUUGCCAGAGGAUAUGCAGAUGUUAUGGGAGAACAUAGUUAGAAACCUGGCUGCUAUAAGGGACGUAAAAGUACCAAGAUAUGUCGGAGACACAUGUGAACAAACAGAAGAGAUCGUACAGUAUGAACUGCAUGGUUUUACAGAUGCGUCUAUGAAUUCAUACGCAGCCAUUGUAUACUUGAGACUGAUAGGCAAAAACAAGACAGCAGUCACCUUUCUAAUGUCUAAAACGAAGAUCACACCAAUAGAAGACAAAAAUGAUUUGAAAAUCCCGAGACUUGAAUUGUUAUCCUUUUUGAUUGGAAGCAGGUUACUGAAAUAUAUACAUGAUCAUAUAGAUAUAAACCUUUCAAAGUUGUAUCUAUGGUCUGACAGCCAAGUUGUCUUGGCAUGGAUGAAGACAAGCAAAUUACUGCCUCCAUUUGUCGCAAGACGCGUUAAUGAAAUAAAACAAACCAGUCGUACUCUGGGUAUAGAACUGCGUUAUGUGGAUACAAAAAAUAACCCAGCAGAUAUAGCAACUAGACCAGAAUUAUGGCAUAAGAAACGAGAGUUGUGGUUUUAUGGGCCAAAAUUCCUUACCCAAGAGGGAAAACAUUGGCCUAGUGACACCCAAAUUAAUAAAGAGAUUUGCUUGGUCGGGAGGGCUCUGGACAUGGUUGAUGGUCCAGAGAUGACUUCGAAAGGUUAUGAAAACGAAGAAUUAGCCCUCACAACAGAAGAGCAAGAACUCACCGAGCAAUUGAGAGAGGAAUCUUCAAAUGUUGAUAGAACAUCUGGAAAUGAUGUCACUACAGACAACAUUAAAAGGAUUCAGAAAGAAUAUUUUCCGAACGAGGUCAUGGGAAAGAAAACUAAUCUGUCACUAGAUUUAGGAAUAUUCAGAGACAUAGAUGGAGUGUUGAGGAGCAAAGGACGUUUUGGGCAAGCAAAUUUGCCAUAUGAUAAGAAGUAUCCAAUAGUGAUUCCAAAACAAUCCUCAUUGGCAACCCAAAUUAUUAAAAGGACACAUGAAGAAAACUAUCAUGUGGGGGUGCCCCACACCUUGAGUAUUAUAAGAGAAAAAUACUGGAUACCCCAAGGCCGUGCUCAGGUACAGAAAGUAAUUAGAAGUUGCCCACAAUGUGUGAAGUACGGUGGCGGCCCCUUUCAGUUACCACCAGCACCGGAGUUACCUAGUGCAAGAGUAAAUUAUAGCUCACCUUUCCAUUUUACCGGCAUAGACUACCUAGGACCUGUACUGGUAGAUACAGAAAAAGGAAAAGAAAAGAGGUGGAUAUGUCUAUUAACAUGUUUAGCAGUACGAGCUUUACAUCUAGAAUUAGUUAAAGACUUAUCAGCGAAGGAGUGCUUACUAGCCAUUAGAAGAUUUACAGCCAUUAGAGGCAUACCGGAUACCAUAACCUCAGAUAACGCACUCCAAUUCAAACUGACCAGUGAAGUCCUGUCGUCAGACUACUGUGUGAAAAAAGGUAUUAAGUGGAAAUUCAUAGCUCAGCUGGCACCAUGGCAGGGAGGUUUUUAUGAAAGACUUGUAGCCUUAGUUAAGCACUGUUUGAAACGCACUUUGGACAAGCAUCUGUUGACAGAUACCCAGAUGACAACAGUCCUUAAAGAAGUGGAAUCGGUACUUAACACUAGACCACUGACUGCAGUAGGUGCAGAGCCAGAAGAAGUACUGAAACCAGCCGACUUCCUGACCCUAGGACAAUGCUUGGAUUUUGACACAGACUUACAGACUUCAAAUCAACAGUUAACAAACACCAAAGUUGAUCUGGUCCAAAGCUGGAAAAGAGGUCAAAUGAUUCUUGAAGAAUACAAAAGAAUGUUUAUUAAUCAAUACCUGCCAAGUCUCAGAGAGAGAUCCUUCCACACGCACAAACAACCAAGAAUUAAGUCUAAAAAAGUACCUGAAAUAGGGAAUAUAGUCCAAAUCCGAGAUGACUCCAAGAAUAGGACAAAUUGGAAAGUGGGGAAAAUUGUCUCUCUGAUUAAAGGCCAAGAUGGUGUUGUAAGAGUUGCUAGAGUUAAAGUUAAUGAUACAGAAUUAACACGGUCUCUUGGCCAUCUGUACCCGUUAGAAGCAGACGAUGUUGAAGAAACAUGUAUACCUGAUAAAGAAUUGGUAGAUCAGGAAGAGAAUAGAGUAGUAAGAGUGGAAAAUACUUUAGACUACAGGAAUGUCAAUGAAGUACCUCAAGUGCCUGUAUCGGACACAGGCAGCCUGAAUUUGCCUAUGGAUCAAGUGAUUGAUAACACAAAUCCUCAGACCGUUCCUAGUGAUGAACCAUUAUCGUUACAAGAAAAUUCACCAACUCCGGUAGAAGAAACUUGCCCUCCUCCGACAGACUUAGUUGAAGGUUCAGUAAACGAAAGUUCUAGCAGGAAUGAGAAGAGAGACGCUGCCAUUAAAGCCAAAGAGAAGAUAGCGGAAUGGACGCGUCACCUGUUAACCGUCUUGUAACAUUUCUUUGCCUUGCGGAGUGUCGCGGUGAUACGCGAUACGGACCGAUAAUACAGGUAACUGUCAUUUGCUUUUUCACCCUGGUAACACUGAUCGAAAAGAAAAAAAUAUGAAGAUCGGGUCAUAACGAAGGCUAAGAAAACGUGAGGUGCAAAAAGGUAAUGUGGAGAGGCAAAGAGACCAGAUGGAGUCAGGUGUAGACUGCUCAUAGCAACGAGCAGUGUUGACAGAGCUACUCUUGGUGAGUUUCCCCUUUAAUAAUCACUAUCGAGUGUGUGACGGUAAUGUCGGGAUAGCAAGCUUUCAUAAGAGUUAUGUACAGAUAGUUAAGGCCUAAAGUAUCUGGCCAGAGGCAUCAUGCAUAGUGCUGCUGUCAGGCAGCUGGCGUUAAGCUUAGCAUAAGGCCUGAGGCUUAGACUGAGAGUAAAGAGAGAGUAACCUAUAAGAAAUGAGCAUGGUGUGAUCAGGAGGAAGAGGCGAGCUAUUUGGGGAUGG